Molecule: messenger RNA, 814 nt
Organism: Sorghum bicolor (sorghum)
Lineage: Eukaryota; Viridiplantae; Streptophyta; Magnoliopsida; Poales; Poaceae
Product: barwin
Exons: 2
Coding region: 139-594 (151 amino acids)
Biological process (GO): defense response to fungus; defense response to bacterium
Molecular function (GO): RNA nuclease activity
Source: RefSeq, a predicted model, not a curated record
UGAUCUCCAUCGAGGUAUAACAAGACACACCUCACACUACAUUCGUCACUUGGCUCUGCAUCGUUACUUUGGGAUUAGCCACUGGGGAAAUUAAUUAAAGGAGUACUCUAUUAGGGCAAGAAGAAGAAGAGGGCAACGAUGGCGGCGGCGAUGAUCUCCGGAGGACGGGCGGCGGCGCUGGUGCUGGCCGCGGUCGUGCUGUGCUCGGUGGCGGCCAUGGCGGCGGCGCAGCAGGCGUCGAACGUGCGGGCGACGUACCACUACUACAACCCGCAGCAGAACAACUGGAACCUCAACGCCGUCAGCGCCUACUGCUCCACCUGGGACGCCGGCAAGCCGCUGGCGUGGCGGCAGAAGUACGGCUGGACGGCCUUCUGCGGGCCCGCGGGGCAGAAGGGGCAGGCCGCCUGCGGCAAGUGCAUCCGGGUGACGAACCGCGCGACGGGGGCGGCCAUCACGGCGAGGAUCGUGGACCAGUGCAGCAAUGGCGGCCUCGACCUGGACUACGAGACGGUGUUCAAGAAGAUCGACACCAACGGGCAGGGAUACCAGAUGGGACACCUCAACGUCAACUACCAGUUCGUCGCCUGCUGAUUGAUGAUCACUUUCAUCACCCACUCCAUCAUCAAGUACUACAGUACACAUGUAAUAACAAGCCAUGAUAUAUAUGAUGCAUGCAUGGCGUGAUCGAUGAAUAAAACCGAUGGGAUAGAUAGCUCUGCCUGCCGCAACUGCGCAAGCAAGCCCGGAUCAUCAUGGUAUAAACCGCAUUGGAAUGCAAUAAAGUGGACUACUUAUUAUAUAUUAAUUUCAA